UGUAGUAAAAUCAUUAGUGGGAGUUGCAACAGUGAGCAUACCAGUGCUUUCUGCGAAGAUAUAAAAGAUCUCAAUCAUUCUAUGAAUUAUCUGUCGUGUUCGGUGUCUCCUGUAUAUCGAUCUAAACAUGUUUUCAAUCUUGUACGAUUUGUGGUUAACAAUGAGAAAUAUUAUAGUUCAAUACAUUGAAUUUGAUUUUACAAUGUGGUUGACAUGGCUCUUAAUUCCACUCCUUAUAACAUUUUUACUCCCGUUACUAUUUUUACUGUACAUGUAUUCAAUGAGCUUGGUGGUAUACAUCUACAAAUGGCACAGAAUUAUAUUGAGAAAUAAUGUCCAUGAUACUCUAUUGGAAAAUGCAGCAUGUCGUAUUGUUGCAAUGCUGUAUGAUGUACAUGGUUGGAUUUGGCAUGGAUACGAAAUUGUGGGCUUAGAGAAUAUUCCAGAAGACAAACCAGUAAUAUUUGUAUAUUAUCAUGGAACUCUCCCAGUUGAUCAAUAUUAUUUUGCAUCCAAAAUGUUUCUAAAUAAUUCAAAACUAAUCCGUAUGAUAGCAGAUCGGUUCGUCUUCAAGAUUCCUGGUUUUUCCAUUAUAGUGAAAGAUACAUUAAAAAUGAUACCCGGGACAGUUCAAUCGUGUUCUGCACUUUUAAAACAGGGAAAUAUGAUUGCUAUUAGUCCGGGUGGCGUGUAUGAAGCUCAGUUUGGGGAUUCCAAUUACGAACUUUUGUGGCAGAAAAGAAUGGGCUUUGCAAAGGUUGCUCUGGAUGCAAAAGUGAGUAUAGUUCCUUUUUUUACGAGAAACAUCAGAGAAUCGUAUAGAACACUAAGUUGGGGACGAAAAAUAUUGCUGAAAAUAUAUGCCAAGACAAAGCUUCCUAUUGUACCGAUCUACGGUGGUUUUCCGGUAAAAUUGGUGACGUAUGUAGGCAAGCCUAUUCCAUACGACGAAAAUCUUACACCAGAAGAGUUGCAGAUAAAGGUUAUCGAUAGUAUUAGAGAUUUGAUAAGAAAGCACCAAAAAGUACCUGGUAGCAUUACACGGGCUUUGAUGGAAAGAAUACGUAAUGCAGAGAAAUGUAAAGAUUAGAAAUCUGCGAUAAUCUGUUUUUCAUUAAUGUACUUAAUGAUUAAUACGACACGAUACUUUUAAAAGUUAUUUUAGUUAGUUAGACACUUUUUAGAUAAUAAUGUUGACAGAAAAAAAUACAUGGAUAAAAAAAUAUAAAUAAAGCCUUUCUAUUAGUUAAAAACUUAUAUUAUUUGUAUAAAAUACAUAAAUAUUGUUAUAUUUAUUUUUAUUUUAUGUAUUUG
This is a messenger RNA of Solenopsis invicta (red fire ant), 1314 nucleotides long. RefSeq names its product transmembrane protein 68. The record is from RefSeq and is a predicted model, not a curated record. Bases 128 to 1090 code for a protein of 320 amino acids. Gene Ontology annotation, cellular component: membrane. Gene Ontology annotation, molecular function: acyltransferase activity. NCBI's taxonomy places the organism in Eukaryota, Metazoa, Arthropoda, Insecta, Hymenoptera, Formicidae. The transcript is spliced from 6 exons.